Molecule: messenger RNA, 962 nt
Organism: Paraglomus brasilianum
Lineage: Eukaryota; Fungi; Glomeromycota; Glomeromycetes; Paraglomerales; Paraglomeraceae
Source: the annotation of a GenBank genome assembly
AUGUGGAUGGAACUCAAUACUUUCUGGUCAGGAGAAGAGACGACGGAUAUCUCAUGGCCGUAUUCGAUAGACAGCAUGUCCGAGACCGAAUCUUCCAAGACCCUAAAGGAUGGGAAGAUUUUGGAAUCUUUGUUAACAUGGGAAUCGACAAGUGGCAAGCAAGCGAACAAAAUUGGGAGAACCAGGGAGGAUUCUGGUUACAUUACUUACCCUUCUUGGACCAUUCCUCUUACACCCACGAUCGGAUCAACUACGGACUGGACUACCACAUUUACAACCUGUCCAAUGCACGAGGAACUGUCCUGUUCGAGUGCGAUAUCCAGGAGUGUAUUGACUACUGGAGAAACGUCCGAAUCGAUCAGUGGAGUUACGACACCCAAGAACAGUUACCAGCCCCCUUCCCCUGGAGGACAUGUCGACACUACCAUGGGAGAUAAUAGUGCCCCAGGAGGACCAAGAGAUAUACCCGACGAUGCCUCCAGUACAAGCACCAGAGUGGGAGGACCUGACGAUAAUAACAACGAUGAAUCCGAACCUAGAGGAUUCGACAGCGACAUCGAAAGCAUCAUUGUCCAUGAACGACCAGUCAUCCACAUCAACCAACUCGAAUCAGUUUCGGUACCUGGAACUGAUGGUGGAAGAAAUGAAAGCGACGAUGAUGAAUACGAAUGGAGAGUUAGAGCUUACUCUCCCAACGGAAGUAGUGGAAGGAGAACAACGGCAACAACAUCCAGCGACGGUCGACUCAGCAGUCCCUUCGUCCGAGAACUUACAAAUGGAGGAAUGCCAGUAUGGAGCGACUAUGACUUUGGAUACAGAGGGAAGCAUACGGAAUACGAGUACACUGAUGAUGGAAGAAUGAGGAGUAUGACCUCUACUCCUGAAUCACUACCCCAGAUAUCUACGACAUCUAUGAGCAAUGGGAUUAGUGAAGGAAUGAAAGUAGAAGGAAAGGAAGAGGA